Molecule: messenger RNA, 389 nt
Organism: Cladocopium goreaui
Lineage: Eukaryota; Dinophyceae; Suessiales; Symbiodiniaceae
Source: the annotation of a GenBank genome assembly
GUAUAUCCCUAGUUUCACUGAGAGCCGAGAUGCUGCCGCACAUCAAGCGCUUGCACAAGGCCCGGCUUCCAGUCAGCUACAGCGACCAGUAUUUCAACGAAGCUCUGCAAAGCAGCUGGUCCCGGGCAGCCAUGUAUGAAGGUACCAUCGCGGGAGCUUUGAUUUGCAAGGAGAUGGACGGAGGACUUCGAGUCCAAAGCCUUGUAGCUGCGGUUCCGCGACGAGGCAUUGGCUCGAAACUGUUGCGAAACCUCUGCCAUGAAGCAGAGAAGUCUGGCAUACAAAAGCUUAGCCUUCACGUCCAUGUCAGGAACGAAGCGGCGAUUGCACUCUACAAGAUGCUGGGUUUCAGGACUGAGCGACGGAAGCCAAACUACUAUUUUCGCAGU